GGAGGGGCGCAUUCAAGAUGGCGGCCGCGCUGGCGGAGCAGCAGGGCCCUCGGCGGUGGCGGCGGCGGCGGCAGGGACGACAGCGACGACAGCAACAGCAGCAGCAGCGGGACCCACAGCCGCGGCGGCGACACGAGUGACAGGCGAGUGCGCGCGCCGGUCUGGCCGAGGGGCCGCGGGGAGUCCCCGCCCGCCCGUCGCCCCGGCCCGCCCUGCCCCGCCGGCCCGCCAGCCGCGCCGUCCCCUUGUCGCCCUUCCCUCCUGCACUGGGGGCGCACCCGCCCGCCGCGCCGUAGCCGGCAGUUUCCCAGAACCAUGAUCACUUGUUGGUCUUAAUCUCACAACUCAGUGAAGACUUCUCUCCUGAUAAUGUCAAGUUCAGGCUACCCUCCGAACCAGGGAGCCUUCAGCACUGACCAGAGUCGCUAUCCUGCCCACUCUGCCCAGUAUACCUUUCCAACCACUCGUCACCAGCAGGAGUUUGCAGUGCCAGAAUAUCGAUCCUCUCAUCUUGAAGUCAGUCAGGCAUCUCAACUUUUGCAGCAACAACAACAACAGCAGCAGCAGCAACAGCAGCAGCAGCAGCAGCAGCAGCAACAGCAACAGCAGCAGCAGCAGCAGCAGCAGCAGCAGCAGCAGCUCCGGAGGCGACCUUCCCUGCUUUCGGAAUUUCAUCCAGGCUCUGAUAGGCCUCAAGAAAGGAGAACUGGAUAUGAACAAUUUCAUCCAGGUCCUUCCCAGGUGGACCAUGAUUCCCUGGAAGCUAAGCGACCUCGGCUGGACCAGGUUUCUGACACACAUUUUCAGCGGGUCAGUGCUGCUGUCUUGCCUUUAGUACACACACUGCCAGAGGGGCUGCGGGCAUCUACAGAGGUUAAGAAGGAUCCAACUUUUGGAAGCAAACAUGAAGCCCCAUCUUCUCCUCUUUCUGGCCAGGCCUGUGGAGAUGACCAGAAUGCCUCACCUUCAAAGCUUUCAAAGGAAGAGUUAAUACAAAGCAUGGAUCGGGUAGAUCGAGAAAUUGCAAAGGUAGAACAACAGAUUCUAAAACUGAAAAAGAAACAACAACAACUUGAAGAAGAAGCUGCUAAACCUCCAGAGCCAGAGAAGCCUGUGUCCCCUCCUCCCGUGGAGCAGAAACACCGCAGUAUUGUCCAAAUUAUUUAUGAUGAAAAUAGGAAAAAAGCAGAAGAAGCUCAUAAAAUUUUUGAAGGUCUUGGCCCCAAAGUUGAACUGCCACUUUACAACCAACCAUCUGAUACCAAGGUGUACCAUGAAAACAUCAAGACUGGAGCACCUGCAAGGCGCAUGAUGAAAAACCAGGUGAUGAGGAAAAAACUCAUCUUAUUUUUUAAAAGAAGAAAUCAUGCAAGAAAGCAAAGGGAACAAAAAAUCUGCCAGCGUUAUGAUCAGCUCAUGGAGGCAUGGGAGAAAAAAGUGGACAGAAUAGAGAAUAAUCCUCGGAGGAAAGCUAAGGAGAGUAAAACCAGAGAAUACUAUGAAAAACAAUUUCCAGAAAUUCGAAAGCAAAGGGAACAACAAGAGAGAUUUCAGAGGGUUGGACAGAGAGGAGCUGGUCUUUCUGCCACCAUUGCUCGAAGUGAGCAUGAGAUAUCUGAAAUCAUUGAUGGCCUCUCUGAGCAGGAGAACAAUGAAAAACAAAUGCGUCAACUCUCUGUCAUUCCACCCAUGAUGUUUGAUGCCGAACAAAGAAGGGUGAAGUUUAUCAACAUGAAUGGUCUCAUGGAGGAUCCCAUGAAGGUUUAUAAAGACAGGCAGUUCAUGAAUGUUUGGACUGACCAUGAAAAGGAGAUCUUUAAGGAAAAGUUUGUCCAGCAUCCAAAGAACUUUGGCCUUAUUGCUUCCUAUUUGGAAAGAAAGAGUGUGCCAGACUGUGUUUUAUAUUAUUAUUUGACCAAGAAAAAUGAGAAUUAUAAAGCCCUAGUCAGAAGGAAUUACGGGAAGCGCCGAGGAAGAAACCAGCAACAAAUUGCUCGACCUUCGCAAGAAGAAAAGGUAGAAGAAAAAGUUGAAGAAGAUAAAACUGAAAAGACAGAAAAAAAAGAAGAAGAAAAAAAAGAUGAAGAUGAAAAAGAUGAGAAAGAGGAAUCCAAAGAAAGCACCAAAGAGAAGGAUAAGACUGAAGGCACCUCAGAAGAAACAGAGGAACGGGAGCAAGCCACACCUCGGGGUCGAAAAACAGCCAACAGUCAAGGUCGCCGUAAGGGUCGCAUUACCAGGUCCAUGACCAAUGAAGCUGCGCAGGCCAGUGCAGCCGCCGCGGCUGCUACUGAAGAGCCGCCAACUCCACUGCCACCUCCCCCCGAGCCUGCUUCUGCCGAACCUGUGGAGACUUCACGCUGGACAGAAGAAGAGAUGGAAGUUGCUAAAAAAGGCUUAGUUGAACACGGUCGGAACUGGGCAGCAAUUGCCAAAAUGGUGGGAACUAAAAGUGAAGCCCAGUGUAAAAACUUUUACUUCAACUACAAAAGGCGUCAUAACCUGGACAACCUCCUGCAGCAGCACAAGCAGAAAUCUUCCAGAAGACCCCGUGAGGAGCGUGAUGUGUCCCAGUGUGAGAGCAUCGCUUCUACUGUUUCUGCUCAGGAGGAUGAAGACAUAGAAGCUUCCAAUGAAGAAGAAAAUCCAGAAGACAGUGAAGGUGCUGAAAAUAGCUCUGACACAGAGAGUGCACCUUCUCCCUCCCCAGAUGAAGGUACUAAGCCAGCUGAGGAUCCAACUGAAAAUGCCACUUCUGGGUUAGCAAGCGAGGUCCCAGGGGAACUGGAGUCCACUACAGGGGGACCCAGUGCAUCUCCCACACCUGUCAUUCCAAGUGCAAAGCCAGGGGCUGGACAGGAGGCUUUGGAAGCCCAGGUAAAAGAGGAAAUCAAUGAAGAUCCCGAAGAGCCCAUGGAAAUUGACAGCGUGAGCCCCUCUGCUGAAGAUCAGCAAACCAAAGCUGAGCCUGUUGAUGUGGAGAUGACAGUGCUAGAUGGGCUUGAGGUGAAGACAGAGAAUGAUGCCAAAGAAGGGGACUUGCAACGAUCCAAGGAAAAGAUGCAGCCUGUAGAGUCAAGCUUUUCUGUAGCCCAGACUUCAAGUACCCUGAGGCCUGAGUCUAGGUCUGACAAUGACUCCAGUGCUACUUGUAGUGCAGAUGAAGAUGUAGAUGCAGAGCCUCCUGAGCGUCAGAGGAUGUUUCCUGUGGACUCCAAGCCUUCACUGUUAAACCCUACUGGAUCUGUUUUAGUCUCUUCUCCUAUAAAACCAGCUACAAUGGAUUUACAACAGCUUCAUCAUCGAGCUGCUGUCAUACCACCAAUGGUCUCCUGUGCCCCCUGUAAUGUAGCUGUUGGUGCCCCUGUGAGUGGCUAUGCUCUUUUUCAGAGGCACAUCAAGGCCAUGCAUGAGUCAGCCCUCCUGGAGGAGCGGCAGAGGCAAGAACAGCUUGAUCCAGAUUGCCGGCGUUCUGUCAGUCCAAAUGUUGAAUGGGAAGGAAAAUCAGUCGCCUUUCUGCCCCAUGCUGAGGUCAAACGUGCCCUAGAACAGGAAGCGCAGAUGCAAAACCCUGCAGCAAAGUCAGCCUCACUGCAUAGGCUCUCUCCGAGAGAAGUCAGUAAAGCAUCUCCACAGCCUGAUAGGAGUGCCGCUCGCUCUAGUGUCCCACCAGUCCUCCAGCCUGCGCCACAUCAAGUGAUUACGAGUCUCCCUGAUGCAGCACGGCUUCCAGCAACAAGACCCACCAGGCCACCUCCUCCACUCAUUCCUUCUUCCAAAACCACUGUGACUGCAGAAAAACCAUCUUUCAUUAUGGGAGGUUCAAUCUCACAGGGAACCCCAGGCACCUAUUUAACCUCUCAUUGCCAAGCUUCUUACACACCAGAGCCAGCAAAGCCUUCAGUUGGGUCAAUAUCUCUUGGAUUGCCUCGACAACAGGAACCAACCAAGCCUGCUGGCUCCUUGCCCUAUAUCAAGCAGGAGGAAUUCUCACCCCGAGGUCAGGCCUCCCAACCUGAGGGCUUGUUGGUCAGAGCCCAGCAUGAAGGUGUUGUCCGAGGUACGACAGCAGCAAUCCAAGAAGGAAGUAUCACUCGAGGAACCCCAGCUAGCAAAGUUUCUGUUGAAAGCAUCCCCUCCCUCCGGGGCUCAAUCACUCAGGGUACUCCAGCUCUGUCCCAGUCUGGCAUACAAACAGAAACAGUGGUGAAGGGAGCAAUUGCUAGACUCUCCAUGGAAGAUAAUAGCCCUGAGAAGAGCCGAGAGGAAGCCAUCUCCAAAGGCCACGUGAUUUAUGAAGGGAAGAGUGGACACAUCUUGUCAUAUGACAAUAUUAAGAAUGCUCGAGAGGGAACCAGGAGUCCAAGGGCUGCUCAUGAAAUCGGUUUAAAAAGAAGCUAUGAUUCCAUGGAAGGAAACAUAAAACAGGGGAUGUCAGUGAGGGAAUCUCCUGUGUCAGCCCCAUUGGAAGGGUUGAUAUGCCGUGCUCUGCCCAGGGGGAGCCCUCAUUCUGAUCUUAAAGAGAGAACAGUUUUGUCUGGUUCUAUAAUGCAAGGUACACCAAGAGCCACAACUGAAAGCUUUGAAGAAGGCCUUAAAUAUUCCAAGCAGAUUAAAAGAGAGAGUCCUCCCAUCCGAGCAUUUGAAGGAGCUAUAACAAAAGGAAAGCCCUAUGAUGGAGUCACCACCAUCAAAGAAAUGGGACGUUCAAUUCAUGAAAUUCCAAGACAAGAUCUUUUAAGUCAGGAAAGCCGAAAAACUCCAGAAGUCAUCCAGAGCACCAGGCCCAUCAUUGAAGGUUCCAUUUCUCAGGGUACACCUAUAAAAUAUGAAAGUAGCUCUGGUCAAUCUGCUAUUAAACAUAAUGUCAAGUCCCUAAUCACAGGCCCCAGUAAACUCCCUCGUGGAUUAUCUCAGUUGGAAAUGGUUCCCGAGAACAUCAAAGUGGUUGAACGUGGAAAAUAUGAAGAUGUCAAAGCUGGAGAACCAAUCCGUUCCCGGCAUACAUCAGUUGUUAGCUCAGGGCCCUCUGUUCUAAGGUCAACACUUCAUGAACCUCCCAAAGCACAACUGAGUCCUGGGAUUUAUGACGACACCAGUGCAAGGAGAACACCUGUGAAUUAUCAGAGCACCAUGUCCAGAGGUUCCCCCAUGAUGAACAGAACUUCUGAAGCUGCCGUUUCUUCUGGGAAGUCUGCAAAUCAUGAAAGGAAGUCCACACUUACUCCUACUCAAAGAGAAAGUGGACCAUUACCGUCUAAGUCUCCAGUCCCAGGAGUGGAUCCUGUCGUCACCCACAGCCCCUUUGAUCCCCACCACAGAGGCAGUGCACCAGGGGAGGUCUAUCGAAGCCACCUUCCUACACACCUGGAUCCAGCGAUGCCAUUUCACAGGGCACUGGACCCUGCAGCUGCUGCAUACCUGUUCCAGAGACAACUUUCCCCAACACCAGGUUACCCAAGUCAGUAUCAGCUUUAUGCAAUGGAAAACACAAGGCAGACAAUUCUAAAUGAUUAUAUUACCUCACAACAGAUGCAAGUUAAUUUGCGCCCUGAUGUAGCCAGAGGACUCUCCCCACGAGAGCAACAAUUAGGUCUCCCAUAUCCUGCCACUAGAGGAAUCAUUGACUUGACCAAUAUGCCUCCCACCAUCUUGGUGCCUCAUCCUGGGGGAACAAGUACUCCUCCAAUGGAGCGAAUCACUUACAUACCAGGUACCCAGCUGACCUUCCCUCCUAGACCUUACAAUCCUGCUUCAAUGUCUCCAGGCCACCCUUCACAUCUGGCUGCAUCUGCUGCUGCUGCAAAUGUGGAGAGAGAACGUGAGCGAGAAAGAGAGAGGGAGAAGGAGCGAGAGCGGGAGAGGGAAAGAGAGAGGGAGAGAGAGCGGGAGAGAGAACGAAUGGCUACUGUCUCUUCAGAGUUAUACCUUCGUCAAGGUUCUGAGCAGCCUGGAAGGCCUGGCAGCCAUGGCUACGUCCGCUCCCCUUCCCCCUCAGUGAGGACACAAGAAAAUAUUCUACAGCAAAGAUCCACGAUUUUCCAAGGACCCAACGGAACCAGCGUCAUCACCCCCUUGGAUCCUGCUGCCCAGCUGCGCAUCAUGCAGCUGCCCCCUGGCGGGCCUUCCCUAACUCCAGGCUUACCUGCCUCCCGCUACAACACUGCUGCAGAUGCCUUGGCUGCCCUGGUGGAUGCAGCUGCUUCUGCCCCUCAGAUGGAAGUGACCAAAGCAAAGGAGAGCAAGCAUGAAACAUCCAGGCUGGAGGAGAACUUGAGGGGCAGGUCAGCAAUGGUUAGUGAGCAGCAGCAGCCGUCACCACUGGAGCAGAAAACCCUGGAGGGUGACAAGAGGUCUGCCCAGUGCCCGUACACCUCCUCGGCUUUCCCAAGCGGCAAGCCCCAGGGCCAGUCCUCUUCGAUCGUCUAUUCAGAGGCUGGGAAGGAGAAAGUCCCCCCUCCUAAAUCUCGGUAUGAGGAGGAGUUAAGGACGCUGGGGAAGACCACAAUCACUGCGGCCAACUUCAUUGACGUCAUCAUCACCAGGCAAAUUGCCUCAGACAAGGACGCACGAGAACGUGGCUCUCAGAGCUCCGACUCUUCUAGUAGUUUGUCAUCUCAUCGAUAUGAACCACCUGGAGAUGCUAUUGAGGUGAUAAGCCCUGCCAGUUCACCAGCACCACCCCAGGAAAAACUGCAGGCCUACCCGCAGGAGGCUGCUAAGACGACCCCAGCUGAAAGUGAUCCCAGUAGACAGUACGAUGGAUCGCUGCCUCGAUACCGAUCCCAACAGGAGUCUCCAUCUCCACAGCCACAACUGCCACCACCACCAACUUCUUCCCAAGCAGAAGGAAUGGGACAGGUUCCCCGGACCCAUCGCCUCAUCACCCUCGCCGACCAUAUCUGUCAAAUUAUUACACAAGAUUUUGCUAGAAACCAAGUUGCCUCGCAGGCUUCCCAGCAGCCUCCCACUUCUACAUUCCAGAAUUCAGCAUCUCCUUUAGUAUCUACUCCUGGGAGGGCAAAAGCAUCGAGCCGGUACAGUCCAGAAACCCAGCCUCAGGCUGUUCUUCAUCCUCGGCCUGGCUCCAGGGUGUCUCCUGAGAAUCUCUCUGAUAAAUCCAGGACAAGGCCUGGAAAAUCUCCAGAAAGAAGUCAUGUCUCUUCAGAGCCCUAUGAGCCAAUCUCCCCACCUCAGGUUCCAGUCAUCCAUGAGAAGCAAGACAACAUCCUGCUUCUCUCUCAGAGCGCAGUGCCUGCCGAACAGAGGAAUGAUUCCCGCUCACCAGGAAGCAUAAGCUACCUGCCUUCCUUCUUCACCAAGCUGGAAAACACUUCACCCAUGGUGAAAUCAAAGAAGCAGGAAAUUUUUCGUAAGUUGAACUCCUCUGGUGGAGGUGACUCUGACAUGGCAGCUGCUCAGCCAGGAACUGAAAUCUUUAAUCUGCCAGCAGUCACUACCUCAGGCUCAAUCAGUUCUAGAGGUCAUUCUUUUGCGGAUCCUGCCAGCAAUCUGGGUCUAGAAGACAUAAUAAGGAAGGCACUCAUGGGAAAUUUUGAUGACAAAGGAGAAGAUCACGGAGUUGUCUUGGCACAACCUCUGGGAGUAGUAUCAGGUGGUUCAAACCCAUCCAUGUUGGGCAAUAGUGAAACACGACGAGAAGAAACAAACCCAUCACCUAAUUCUGGUGGGGGAGUUGGCAAACCGAAGCUAAUUGGCAAGUCAAAUAGUAGGAAGUCUAAAUCUCCUAUUCCUGGGCAGGGCUACUUAGGAACAGAGCGGCCUUCUUCAGUUUCAUCUGUCCAUUCAGAAGGAGAUUAUCACAGGCAGACACCUGUGUGGGCCUGGGAAGAUAGGCCGUCUUCAACAGGGAGGAGGAUCGUGGAAGAUUAUGAGCAGUAUCGCCUCAUAAGACAGUAAGGAGAUGUGGAGAGAAAAGCAAGAUUAAAAGAAGCAUGGAUAAAGACCUGACUGAGCAAAGUCAUCCUGAAGACUUGGAAUGAUGGGAUUGGGAGGAAAACAGACAAAAAUGGAAGCUCUUUGUAAAGACUUUUUAUCACAAACUCUUUUCAUCAUGAAGGCCAAUGGGGCCACCACCUUUGGACUAGCAUCCUAGUCUCUGACAUGUACUGCAUGAGGAAGCAGAAAUGGCACUCAAAGGAAACCAAGCUGAACUAAACCAAGGGUACACAGAAGAGAUCCAUGCUGGAGGCAACCCAGUUUACAGGUAUCUGUAAGAGGGAAGGGACACGAAAGGCAUAGAGAGAACUCAGACUUUGCGGCUCAGAAAGGGGGACCAAGAGAAUUUCAUUAUUUAUUGUCCCAUAUCCCUACUUUCCUAUCUGUACAAAAUGUUUGUGAUGAUCUAUACAUACAUAGGAGGGCAUCUCUAGAGAGAGAAAAAGGGAACAGGCUGGCUUUUUCGCUAAGGGUAGAGAGUACAGGACCCUUGCUUACACUCUCAUGAUUACUUAAAAACAAAAACAAAUUGAUUCAAUAGGGACAAAAUACUAUCUUCAAGGAUCUUCUCCAGCAAUGUGCAUCCCAUACAUGUCAGGCAUACAAGAGCCCUCGAAAGAGAGAGCAUGUAGUUUUGUUUAAAAAAAAAAUCUAAUUUGUUAUCAUCAAGGAAAAGGGGGGGAAAUACCAGGAAAUAAAUGACAGAGCUAAGUCCAGUGCAGAUCUUAAUCAACCACAAGCAUUUAUUAAGUGACUAUUUACCAGACACCAUCCUUAGGUGCUGGUGAUUUGGUUACUCAAAGAACUUAGAUUCCACUGAAGGGAAACUACAUGUAUGCAGGUGAGUAUAAACACUAAUGACAGAGGGAAUCAGAAAGGGGUUCUCAUAGGGGCAUUUAAGCUGCCCCUUAAGGAGUUCAGAGAAACAGACCCCUGGAGUAUGAGGUUCUGUUUGUGUGAAGGUGCCCAGGGAGCGUUGGAAAGCCAUGUUUGGGGAAGCACAAGGAGGCCAAUUUGACUAUAGCGCUUGAGGGGGAGAGUUAAAUAAAAUCAGACUGGCACCAGAAUGCAGGCUUUAAAUCCUGUGAAGACUCUGUCUUUGUAUUUUGUCCUAAUGGCACUAGCUAGCCACUGGAGCAGAGGACUGAUGUGAUCAGACUGAAUUAGAGGGUAAGAAAUAUGUUUGUGGAUGGCCUCAUGCUGAUUGCAAAAAAGGCCCAGAGCACAUCUUAGCUGAGAUCCAUAAUCCAAAGAAUUCAGCCAAACUCUUGAUAUGUAAAGCCAAGUGGCUGAAGCAUGCCUGCUAUGUAGUAGAUGAGGGGCAGUUGGCUAAUUUCAUAGUUUGUCCAUCACUACCUCUGUCAAGGACAAAUAACGUAUGUUAGCAAGGAGUUGGGCCCAGAAUAAAAACUAGGGAGAGAGUGGGCUAAGUUGACUUUAGGAAAGUUUACAGUGUUUUUCCUGAAGCAAAGGCCCAGCUCUUGACCCCUGUAUUCCUCCAGUAAUGCUGUAUUGCUGUGUCCUGGAAUAUCACACUCUCCAAAGAUGUAGAGUGGAGGAUCACCCAGAGGGCAGCAUUGAGCUUCAUGGACAGAUAAAGAAUUGCACUUGAGAAGUGGUGUAAAGGUUAUCACCAAAGAAAUGCAUAACCAGAGGGGCCCGGUCAUGUGGGGAAGCCAGGGGCCAUAACAGGGGACAGCCACCACAUUCCAUUGCACCCCACACGGUGUCAAACGAUAAGAAGUCGUCUCUUGGCAUGUUGGUGGGGUGCUGCUGGGACAGAUGUGCAGGAGCACAGAGGUGGAUGUGCUGGGACCUGCACUGCUGGAAGAGGCACCUUCUGAAGAAGAUGGUCGGUCCAUCACAGUGUAUUUAGUGACAUUUAUAGGUUGGCAUCAGACUCGGAGAACUGGAAGGGAUACAGAGAUUUCCAGCCCAAAGCCUCUAAGCAGGUCAAUUAAAAAAAAAAAUUCUCAUUUUAGUUUCAGCUUCCUUUCCAAUUAUAUCCCUUCCCAUUCUCUCCCCUUAGAUCCCUUAGGGCAGAAUAAACAGAGGAAAACUAUUCAGUAAAAUUAAUCAAACUCAACAGUAUAUAUAGUGUUCUUUGUUACUGGCACCCACCCCCGCGAAAAUGGCAGGUUCAUUCUCAUGUUUCAGGGUCAAAUUUAGUCAUAAAUAAACAACAUUCAGUUUUAAUUUUUUUUCUGUUUAUAUUGUUGUGGUCUUUAUCUAUCUACCUACCUAUCUAUCUAUCUAUCUAUCUAUCUAUCUAUCUAUCUAUCUAAUUUCUCUGGUUCUACGGUGUUCGUUCGUAAACUGUCCCCAAAAUACUGUUUGUUUCACCUUUAUGGCACACUUCAUGUUCUUGUGUACCAUGGUAGAGGCCUCUGAAAAGGAUUCUAUUUGAACUCUAGGCUGAUGGUGACCGUAUAAAAUUAAUGCGGAUUGUAAAUUAGUGUUAGAAUUUACCUAACUAGCCUCCGCUAGCUCCUCCCACUUGAUUUGUCAGUUAGAUAACGGUCAUAUCAUUAUGGCUUAGUUCUUUGGCCAAUAUUCCUCAGAGCUAGCACAGAAAGGAAAGAGCCUUGGACUUGGGGACUCGAAGAACUGGGUUUUGGAUGACUGGUAAUAGUGGACAAGUCAUGAUUUUUGUCCUUCCUGCCUCACAAGGUUGUGGUGGUGAAAGUGCUUUGUAAAGCUGAAAGCGCUACCCAAAUGUGACGUUCUUAUAUUGUAAGGAUUUGGGAACAGUGAAUGUCAGCAGAAGACCUCUUCCUGCAGGCAAAUUAGUCUGACAACUUCUAGCCCAGAGAAACAAUCGUCUCCAAGUUCUCUAGCAAUUGAGAAUUCUGUGCUCUUUGGUGGAAGGGGCAGGGGUACGAGUUGCUGGGGGAUUUAAGGGAAAUGAUCAUAGACCUCAGUGAACCCAAGAAUUCCCAUGGCCUGCUCCUUCACCAGCCUGUAGCCUCAUCUUCCGCACUGCCCUCUCUGACUUGUAUCCAGGGCAGCUACUUCCUUUGCCCUGUCCUUGCCCAUUAGGCCCAUUCUCUCUAGUAAUGGACUUCAGAAAUCUCCUAAGCACUAUUCUUCUGGUAACAAUGUGCCAUAAAGCCAUUCUUCAGUUUUCUUUUUUUUCAUAUUCAAUAAAAGUGAUUUAAAUCCUU
This is a messenger RNA of Monodelphis domestica (gray short-tailed opossum), 11123 nucleotides long. The record is from RefSeq and is a predicted model, not a curated record. NCBI's taxonomy places the organism in Eukaryota, Metazoa, Chordata, Mammalia, Didelphimorphia, Didelphidae.